Messenger RNA from Grammomys surdaster, 1546 nucleotides. It is a transcript of the gene Ufsp2, whose product is annotated as UFM1 specific peptidase 2. The coding region runs from base 88 to 1473 and encodes 461 amino acids. The transcript is spliced from 12 exons. The record is from RefSeq and is a predicted model, not a curated record. NCBI's taxonomy places the organism in Eukaryota, Metazoa, Chordata, Mammalia, Rodentia, Muridae.
GUCACUUCCGGGACGACCCUAGCUAGCAAGAAGUAGGUGUACUUGCCUUCGCCAGUGGUGCUUGGUGGUUUCCUAAAACUAUGAUCUAUGGAUAUACUCUUCAGAAUAAGAGGUGGCUUCGAUCUGGCUUUUCAGCUAGCACCACCUAAAGAAAUGUUUAUCAAGAAUGCACUAAGACAGGUGCUGAGUGACCUGACUACCAAGCUCUCUUCAGAUGCUCUUGUGUUCAGAAUUUGCAACAGCUCCGUGUACAUGUGGCCGAACAGUGACGUAAGCACGGGAGAGCUGACUGAUGACUCUGCUUGUAAGAACGCAGUACACUUCAUUCAAUUCAAUCAAGAGGAGGAUACCAAGCAAAAAUUCAUUAAAAAGAAAGACAAAAAGUUAACUGACAUGCAACAAAUAGUAAAUAUAGAUCUCAUGCUGGAAAUAUCGACCCCUCUGGGAGCCGUAACCCCCAUCAUUGAAAGGGAAAAUGAAGAACACCACUACAUUAAUAUGAGCUUGCCAAUUGAUGCCGUUGUAUCUGUUGCUCCAGAAGAAACAUGGGGAAAAGUGCGCAAACUUCUAGUGGAUGCAAUUCUUAACCAACUAGUUGAUGUGGAAAAAUGCAUCUUGAGAUAUAUGAAAGGAACGUCUAUUGUGGUCCCUGAGCCAUUGCACUUUCUAUUGCCAGGGAAAAAGGAUCUUGUAACAGUUUUAUAUCCAUCAGGAGUCCCAGAUGAUCAGCUACAAGCCUAUCGAAAGGAGUUACAUGAUCUCUUCAGUCUGCCUCAUGACAGACCUUAUUUCAAAAGGAUCAAUGCUUAUCACUUUCCAGAUGAAGUAUAUAAGGAUGGCUAUAUCAGAAACCCACAUACUCAUCUGAGUCCACCUAACAUAGAGGGAAGUAUGAUUUGUGUGGUGCAGGGCAUCUAUGCCUAUCAUCACUAUAUGCAAGAUCGGAUAGACGACAACGGCUGGGGCUGUGCGUAUAGGUCCCUACAGACUAUCUGCUCAUGGUUCAGACAUCAGGGUUACACAGAAAGGUCCAUCCCAACACACAAGGAAAUUCAGCAGGCUCUAGUUGAUGCCGGCGACAAGCCAGCAACCUUUGUUGGGUCACGGCAGUGGAUUGGGUCUAUUGAAGUACAACUGGUACUGAACCAGCUGAUUGGUGUAACUUCAAAAAUACUGUUUGUCAGCCAAGGUUCAGAAAUGGCUUCUCAAGGACGGGAACUAGCCAACCAUUUCCAGAAUGUGGGCACGCCAGUAAUGAUUGGGGGAGGAGUAUUGGCUCACACAAUACUAGGAGUCGCAUGGAAUGAAACUACAGGGCAGAUCAAAUUCCUGAUUCUAGACCCACACUAUACAGGUGCUGAAGACCUGCAAGUGAUGCUGGAAAAGGGCUGGUGUGGAUGGAAGAGUCCAGACUUUUGGAACAAGGAUGCAUACUAUAACUUAUGUCUUCCUCAACGACCAAAUGUUCUUUAAGUUAUCUUGGAGUUAAGACUAUAAAUAUAAAAGAGCUAUUCUGGUGUUAAUAAAAGCAUAAUUUUAAAUUAAA